AUGUUUACUUUACAGGAGCUGGAACCCCUCAUGGCUGACACAAUCACCCAGACAGCAACACAGAGUAAGCAGCAGUCACAUCAGAAUGGGCUUUUCAACAUUCAGAAAGUCAAAGCCAAACUCACCCGCUUUGUGUCUUACUUUUCUGGAGACAUGACCCCUUUUGCUGAGUGGAUGAAAGGGCAGUUCAUCCUGUUUCAGAUUUUGGACUGGGUGUUGAGGGGAGCAGCUCAGGUCAUGUUUGUGAACAAUCCGCUAAGUGGACUGAUCAUCUUUGCUGGAUUGAUUCUCCAAAACAGAUGGUGGGCCCUCAAUGGUUUUGUUGGUACUUUGUUUGCCACAAUCUCAGCCCUCAUUCUUAAACAAAAUAGAGGUGCAAUAGCAGCAGGGUUGUAUGGAUACAAUGGAAUUCUGGUUGGUCUUCUAAUGGCAGUCUUUUCCAAUGCGGGUGACUGGUACUGGUGGCUUCUGCUGCCCAAUAUCUUUAUGUCAAUGGCAUGCCCAAUUGUUUCCAGUGCCCUGGCCUCCAUAAACAGUCGGUGGGACCUGCCAGUGUUCACCCUGCCCUUCAACAUUUUGGUGUGCCUGCACAUGGUGGCUACUGGCCAUUACAACCCCCACUUUCCCCAGGUUCUCAUCCAGCCCCGCACCUCCUUCCCCAACAUCACAUGGUCCGAGCUGGAUUAUGCAAAGCUGUUCCGCUCCAUUCCCGUGGGCAUCGGACAGGUGUAUGGCUGUGACAAUCCUUGGACUGGGGGCAUAUUCAUCAUUGCCCUGUUUAUUUCAUCACCAAUAACGUGUGUGCAUGCUGUUAUUGGUUCAGCUGUUGGUAUGGUAUCUGGUCUUGCUCUGGCUGCACCAUUUGAAAACAUCUACUUUGGACUGUGGGGAUACAACUGUGUUUUGGCAUGCAUUGCAAUUGGUGGAAUGUUCUACGCUCUCACUUGGCAGGUUCACCUCCUGUCUGUAGCUUGUGCAUUUUUCUGUGCCUAUCUUGGCUCUGCUAUUGGCAAUGUCAUGGCUACAUUUGGGCUCCCAGCGUGCACUUGGCCGUUCUGCCUCUCUGCCCUCACAUUCCUUUUGAUCACCACAGAGACAAAAACUAUCCACAAACUGCCGCUCGCCAAAGUGACCUACCCUGAGAAAAACCUGCUGUACUUUCGAAAGAUGAAGAAAGAGGUGAAGGCUGAAAAUAUUGAAAAAGCCAAAGAGACGCAGCAGCUUCAGGAGAAAGCAGAAGAGCUGCAGAAUGAAAAUGAGGUGAAAAUCACAAUAGAAACAACAGGAGAAACAACAGUAGAACUAUAG
Trichomycterus rosablanca is the source of this 1308-nucleotide messenger RNA. It is a transcript of the gene slc14a2, whose product is annotated as solute carrier family 14 member 2. Gene Ontology annotation, cellular component: membrane. Gene Ontology annotation, molecular function: urea transmembrane transporter activity. The record is from RefSeq and is a predicted model, not a curated record. Gene Ontology annotation, biological process: urea transmembrane transport. NCBI's taxonomy places the organism in Eukaryota, Metazoa, Chordata, Actinopteri, Siluriformes, Trichomycteridae. The transcript is spliced from 8 exons. Bases 1 to 1308 code for a protein of 435 amino acids.